AUGGCCAGAAAUUUUACCUUUGAAGAAAUAUUCGUUAAACCAGCUAAUGUAAUGGUAGCUAAAACUAUCGUUAGUCUUAUUAUUUUUAUUGGUGCAUUCGGUGGUAAUGCUAUGGUGAUUGGAGUUUUGCUUCGUCAAUCGAGUAAGCGUAUUGGAAUUGCUGAAUAUUACAUUGCCGCUUUAGCUUUUGCUGAUCUUCUUGUUACAUCGCUGUAUGUUCCAAUUAAUUUGUUAUCUGAUUAUUUACGAGGCGCUUGGGUCUUUGGUGCAGCUGGAUGUAAAAUAAUCAAUUAUAUAAGGACCACAGCCAUGACAGCAUUAGCUUUCACCUUGGUUGCAUUAGCAAUUGAUCGUUAUCGAGCGAUUUGUCGUUCAUUCCAGUUUGAAAGCUCCAAAGCAAGGACCAAAAAAACAAUAUUACUCGUUUGGAUAUUGUCGGCAGCUCUCAUGACGCCCUACUUAUACGUUAUCCAAAGCGAUGAAUUUAAAUUGUACAAUUUUAAUGUCCAAUUUUGUCGACGUAAAUAUGGCAAUGAAGAAUUUCGUACUUUCAUGAUUAUAUUCAACUAUCUCAUCCUUUGCGUUGUACCAUCGGUUAUAUUAGUUUUUUGUUACAGCAGAAUUAUUUUACGCAUAUGGAAAUCCAUUAAAUAUCCGGUCAAUGAAGUACGCCAGGGUUCAUCGAAAAUCGAUAAUGCAAGGAAAAAAACUAUUACCACCAUUACAAUUAUGACAAUCUUAUUUUUACUACUUUGGGUGCCAUUAUGGACUAUGCAAAUAGUCUUUGAUUCCCGUCCACAGACAUUUACUACGGAGGAAAAAGAGGUAAUGUUUUGGGUCGUAUGUCUUGCUAAUUCAUGCAGUGUAUUGCAUCCUAUUGCCUAUGCAUUUUCUGGAGGUAAAUUCCAAUCUAAAAAGAGCCAAACCGUGACACGAAUGUCCACAAUUCGCUAG
This is a messenger RNA of Trichoplax adhaerens, 954 nucleotides long. RefSeq lists its product as uncharacterized. The transcript has a single exon. The coding region runs from base 1 to 954 and encodes 317 amino acids. NCBI's taxonomy places the organism in Eukaryota, Metazoa, Placozoa, Uniplacotomia, Trichoplacea, Trichoplacidae. Gene Ontology annotation, cellular component: membrane. Gene Ontology annotation, molecular function: G protein-coupled receptor activity. Gene Ontology annotation, biological process: G protein-coupled receptor signaling pathway. The record is from RefSeq and is a predicted model, not a curated record.